Molecule: messenger RNA, 723 nt
Organism: Peronospora matthiolae
Lineage: Eukaryota; Oomycota; Peronosporomycetes; Peronosporales; Peronosporaceae
Source: the annotation of a GenBank genome assembly
AUGUCGUCCAACAACACCUCGGCCAGUGUCUCCAUCGAUAAGUUCGAUGGGGACAACUACUCAACCUGGUGUCGCUACAUGCGCGGCGUGUUUCUGACGAAGUCAGUCUGGUACGUCGUGAACCGCGAAACGUCUCCAACCUUCACCGACACGCGAGCUUCCGACGAGUACGUCAGGUCGAGCAACAUCGCGUUUGGACUGAUGUUGCUCCACAUGGACGCCGACUACCGCCAUGUGGUCGACAACUGUGAAGAAGCAUGGACAGCGUGGUCGCGGUUGAAGAUGCUCUAUGGUGGGUCGCAGAAGGCGGGACGCAUCUACCUCAAGCGCCAGCUGUUCAGCAUCAAGAUGGUGGAAGGUGCCAACGUCUUGCACCAUUGCAACGAAGUCCUGAACAUCGGCGCCAAGCUCAGCAGCAUCGGUGCCAAGAUGGAAGACGAAGACAUUGCGAUCUGCUUGCUGCUCAGUCUCCCGAAGAGUUUCGAGAACGUGGUUCUGAACUUGGAGAUGAGCAAUGCAGAGCUGCGCACGCAAGAUGUGGUCAAGGUGCUGACUAACGAGCACAUCAAGCGACAAGGCGAGAAGAUGACGACGGCAACGACAACGGUGAAGACUGAAGAUGCGACAAAGGCAUUCAGUACCGAGCGCAAGCCCUACCAAUGCACAUACUGCGGCAAGGUGGGGGCACACGGCAGAGCGUUGCUGGACGAAGCAAAAGGAUGA